Notodromas monacha is the source of this 3422-nucleotide messenger RNA. NCBI's taxonomy places the organism in Eukaryota, Metazoa, Arthropoda, Ostracoda, Podocopida, Cyprididae. The record is from the annotation of a GenBank genome assembly.
AUGCGGAGAGGUAGAAAACCAUACGCGCACUUGGUUGACGUCACUGUAGUUUAUCCAGCGGUGUGCCACGCCAAGGAUCAAGCUCAAUAUAUUUUCAAGUUGAUCACCAAGUGUGGAUUCAAUACCGAGUUUAAAAGCCAAGAAUUUUCGUUGUUCCCAAUCCUCAGCAGUGAUUAUCCUUACGAUGACUAUCUCGGAACAUAUGACCCAGGGCAGCUUCAAAUCCCACAAACUUCGUACGCAUUAAACACAAUCCAAGAUCCUUACUCAUUGAACAACUUCGGCAACUUGGACAACAUCGAAGGCUUAGGGACUUACGCAGCAGAAGAACCUGCUUACAGCGCUGAACAACCGUAUUCAGGAAAUGUACCAGCGUCUUACAAUCCCUUAGGAUACGACUACAGUCAACCGGACGCGAGAUUCGAGCAUUACAAUAACCGAAGUGAUUUUGAUCCGGAAGUGUACAGGAAACAUAGAUCCGCCGUUCCUGCGAAUACACUCAACUACGUGACGGACGGAGAUGACACACGCUUUGCAUACAAGAAAUUUGAGGACUACGAUCCUGACGCACUGAAAGCUGCUCGACAAAGGCCUGAAAAUAUCCAGAAGCUCAAACGGGGGAACUUGCGGCUAGAGGGAGACUUCGUUGCGGAGACAGUUCAUCAAGCCAGUUUCAAGACCCCGGAAACCAUCACGACCACAAGCAGGAACCAGAGGCAAUCAAAUCUAUCCUUGGAUGGUAAUUUCGCUCAAAAAUCCUCGUUCAGUGAUGAUUACAGCGCUGUGGAUGAAAAGCAAAGCGGAAGUGAACUGAAAAGUGAAUAUUUAUCGGAAAACGGAACCAAGGGAACAAAGUACGAAGCAGAAAUGUUGAAAAACUUUCCGACACGAGUUUCAAGAAACUUUCUCGAUCCUGGGCAUUUAACCGUGGCGGGAGAUUUUUCUUCAGAAUCUCUGUACAAAUCAGAUUUCCCUCCCCAUUCCCCGUCCAAGCAAAUCGCAAAACGCCCAGAGGGCAACUUGAAAGCUGACGGAGACUUCACCGCAUCAACCACUUAUCAAGACUAUCAACCGAGCACUCAAGUGACUCGUCGACGAACUGUGCAAGAAAUUGACAACCUCAAGCCCUCGGGCGACUUUGACGGAAAGUCAAAUUAUUCCACCAGCUUCGAUGGAAGGAUUGUCAGCAAGGACAUAGCUUCUAGACAUAAAGACAGCUUGCAACUAGAAGGCAGUAUGGAAGCAGCUUCGAGUUACAAAAACGAUUUCAAUGAUCAAGUGUCACAGGCUCCUUCAAGAGGAAGGAGACACAAAGAGGUUGAUAAUCUUGGACUUUCGGGUGACUUGGACGCCAAUUCUUCGUACAAAAACGAAUUCAUGAACCAUCAGAACACAAAACGCAUAGCUCCACGACCACAAGGAGCCCUGAAACUGGAAGGAGACUUCGACGCUCGAAGUAUUUACAGGGAAGAAUUCCACGAAUUCGAUCCGGUUCACAAUCCGUCUUUUAAAGAAGCUAGCGGUACUAACAUACAAUUUGACAACCCUGAUGCUACUUCAAAUUCGAGUUGGUAUCAAGACGAAUUCAAGCAUUUCAGAACACACAAGAUAAUCGCGAAAAACCCCGGGAGCCAUCUUGAAUUCAAGGGUCCCUUUGAUGCCGGAACAAAUCACAAGGAAGAUUUCCAACUUGUAGACUUUCAGAAAGUCGAGGCUUUCAAAGAGAAAAACAAUCUCGGGCUCGAAGGAACGUUCCACAACCAAUUUAGCAGUUAUGCUGAUCAAUUUCCGGGACAUAGAGUGAGUAAAAUCAUUGCACCCAGACAACAAGCCACGUUGAAACCCGGCGGAGAAGCCGAGAUACCCGCGGAAUCUUUCAAUCAACUCCGACCCGUUAUUCCCAAUUCAAAUAAGGACGCAACUUUUGUCCUGGCAAAGACAACUAAUCACAAAACGCAAUUCAAACCCAAUAAUACCACUAAUCCGAAAACGAGACCAAAGACCUUUCUGACGCAAGAAGGAGAACUCUCCCUCGAAUCCAGCUACUCCAAAGACUUCCUUCCGAAAAAGGCUGAGAAGUCCGUGGCUAAACCGCAAAAGGCGCAAUUGUCACUCGACGGGGAACUGAGCACGAACACCAACUACAAAGACACUUUCACACUGCACAACAAGGUGCCACCGAUUCCAGCUCAACGCAUCGCAACGUCAUUCUCGCAAUUCACCAACAGUAACGUGGAAAGACCGCGAACCGCAGGCUCCACGAAGCAGAAGGCCGAAUCCAAUUACGCAGACUUUGUUCAAAUGCAAAGUAAGUCGGGGAUGUCGAGGGCUCUUUCUUCGGGUGACUUGUUGCCUGUGCCUGUGGGUGAUCGAGACACAAGCACUGAAAGCAAACGCUUGGGACUGGUGAAGAAUGAACACAGACCAGCGACUCAGACGAUUAAAAGAGUGAACAACGCGAAGGAUGAUAAUUAUUCUGGCUCAGACUCGCCGUGGUCCGAAGAAAUGGACGAGCCUCUGGUUUUCGGGAACAACGCGAAGCAGACUGCCGAUGGGAAAAAUGAAGUCGCUUUGACAUUCACUGAGAAAGAUCUGCAAAGACUACUCACGGCAGCGAAAGCUAAUGCUGAUCGACGAAUUGGAGAUCAAUCUUGAAUAUGUCUAUAGUUGUAGUUGAUGAUCAUUUACGAAAAUAGACUCGCGUCAGACGUCCGAGUUUCUACCGAAAAAAUACUAGACUUAGUUUUUCUGUUCUCAUUCAGAAAAAAAUUAGUUUCAAGUCUUAUAUUGUCAUUAAUGUUCAGAAAAUCAGUCGAAAAUAAGCCGUGAACUGAAAGCGGAGAAAGCAUCUUGAAACUGUUCUACCUGUUCAUUCGCGGCUUUUCCAGAUAUGUAUGUCAUUAUGUUGGUUGCAACAUCGACUUUUAACAUAAAAUAUACUUGAAGGAAGCCACUAUUUUCAUUUGAUAAAUACAAUUUAUGGCGUUAGAGUAGAUAAUGUCAAAAAGAAAUUUGAUUAACCUUUGUCUCCAAGAGAUGUACAGUUCUACAGAUUGAAGAAUUUCCUACGAGUAUUCCAAAGAUAUUCGCUCUCAUUUUUAAUAUGAUAGUUUAACUUCCACUCCACCAUUUCAUUAAAACCCCUUUUUGAGUUAAUUUCCAUGAGUGAGUCAAUUUAACUCUAGUCACAAUAAAUUCCGCAUUGAUAAAAAGUUGUUUUGAGAAUCUUGCAUCGUGGGAAAUUUCGUGUGGACUUGAAGACGCAUUAAAAAGGCACCAUUUUCAACGUCACAACCGUUGAGUGCCUUAGCAUUGCAGCGAUGGAUACUCAUACGAAGAAAUCGAAAUUUUCGGAUGAUGAAACGCGCUACGGAAACGCAGUUGCUCACUCGCAUGGGGAUUAAAAAUGUUCUUCGGAAUCA